UUAUUAGUAUUGAUUUGUUUGUGAACUUGAAAAUCAAAACAAUAGUCAAACAGAUAUCAAACAAGACAUGUGUUUUGGAUUCAAAUGACAAGACAUUGGACACAAUGAGUGAUGAACAAAGACUUCUUGAGUUUGAGCGUCAGAUGCUAUUGGAUGUACUCAACGAAAACUCAUUGACCAUCGCCUCGAAGGGCAUUGUAAUCGAUAGACUUCUGUUACAAUUAACGAAAACAUUUUCAGAGAAAUCACAGCUCGUGUUUGUCAUCGGAACCAAUGCUGAAGUUGAAGACUAUAUCAUUGCCGAGUUGUCCAAUGAAUUGUCAGGUGUCGGACAAAAGCCCAAACGAGUAACAGCCGAGAGCUGUGCGGCCGCUGAUCGUCGCGAACUCUAUAUGAAUGGAGGCGUCGUAUUCAUGACGACACGGAUUCUUGUGGUCGAUAUGUUGACCUCAAGAGUACCAUUUGAGUUGAUUUCUGGUGUUAUUGUAUACAACGCUCACACUAUUUAUACGGAUUGUUUGCAGGCAUUCAUUGUACGACUCUAUCGGAUGCAUAAUAAGACAGGUUUUGUGACCGGACUUUCACAGACGGCUCAGGCAUUUACCGGACAAUUCUCUAAAUUAGACCGAAUUAUGCGCUACUUGUUUGUCACUAAACUAUAUUUAUGGCCGCGAUUUCAUGUGGCCAUUACUGACUCACUGUCGACCCGACCCCUACCAAACGUCAUUGAGAUCAGACUCUCAAUGACACCAUUGAUGAAGAAAAUUCAAUUUGCAUUAAUGGACUUAAUUUCGUUGUGUAUUAAAGAGUUAACAAAUUCUAAUAACAGUUUUCUUUACGAUUGUCAAGAACUUAAUGCUAUGUCUGUUAUUUCAUUAAAUUUUGAUUCAAUGGUUAGAAAACAAUUUGAUCCCAUUUGGUAUCAAUUGAGUGCUAAGUGUCGUCGGACUAUAUAUGAUAUAAAACUAUUAAAACAAUUGUUGUUUCACUUAACACAACUCGAUUCCGUCACUUUUUAUAGUGAAGUUAAGACCAUUCGUGAUAAUGUUGUCCUCAAUUCGCAGACAUCCGAUUGGCUCUUUUGGGAGCCAUCGGAGACAUUGUUUUCGGUUGCAAAACAAAGACUUUAUAUACAAAAGAAUGGCAAACAAGUUGUCGACAUUGAAAUCAAUCCAAAAUUAAAUGCAUUUUUUGAAAUAAUAAAAGAAAUUAAUGAAGAGACCAAAGAUAUAUCACAAGUUAUCGAUAUUAUUGUUGUCGUCGAAAAUAUGAGUACUUCUAUCAAAUUAGACAAUUUUAGAGAUAAAGGUAUGGAUGCAGUACUACAAGAAUUACAUGAAAAAUGUCAACAUUUAAUGAAUUGUAAGGAACAGAUGAAAAACAAAUCAAAGAAAACCAAUAAUAAGACACAAGAAUUGGAUGAAAACGCACAGACAUUGACACAAAUGAUGAGAAGUUAUGAGAAAUGUGAGGAAAUGUUUCAAAAUGAACACAGACUUGACUUUCAUUAUCAUAAUUGGCAACAAAAAGGCAUUCAUUUGCAUAAUAUGUUAAAAGUUUUGAAACCAAAAUAUAUUAUAUUAUACGAACCAGAUAUGCAAAGUAUUCGUCAAAUAGAGUCAUAUCAAGCAUUAUAUUGUAGUUCUUCAGCCGUUAAGAUAUACUUUUUUAUGUUUGAUGGAUCAGCUGAAGAGCAACGAUAUCUUAAGAAUUUACACAUAGAAAAGGAAGCCUUUGAAACAUUAAUCAAAACAAAAGCAUCACUUGUGAUACCUUCAGAUAGGGACGGAAAAAGUGAUUCACAUCCAGAUUUAGUCCGCGGCUCUGAUGACAGCUUAAUAUUGCAUCCAAAUACCCGAAUAGGAGGCACUCAACCAGUUUCACAAAAUAAAACUACAAAACGGAUUAUUAUAGAUAUGAGAGAAUUUAGAUCAGAUUUACCGACACUUAUACACAAAAGAGGGAUUGAUAUCGAACCGAUCACUAUUGAAAUCGGCGAUUAUAUCCUUACUCCCGACACUUGCGUUGAACGUAAAUCAGUAAAUGAUUUAAUCGGUUCAUUAAAUAACGGUAGACUUUAUACACAAACAGAAGUUAUGACUCGUUAUUAUAAAAGACCUCUUCUUUUGAUUGAAUUUGACGAUCAAAAGUCAUUCAAUUUUAAGAGCAAAUACUGGGGAACUUCAAGUAUAACCCCUUCUUCUUCAUCUAAUCGACCAAAUGUUUUAUCACAGUUAGUGGUUCUUACCAUUCAUUUUCCACUACUCAGAAUGGUUUGGUCGCCAUCACCUCAUUUUAGUGCUGAAAUGUUUGAGUACUUGAAAAAAGACAAAGAAGAACCCGACCAGAAGUUAGUACUGGCCAAAGGUCACCAACAAUUGCCGGCCGAAUAUAUGACCGAUAAAUAUGACAUCGAAUGCAAAGAAUUUCUGUUAUGUUUACCCGGAAUUAACAUCAAUAAUAUCUACAAUAUUAUGAAUUCUGUUAAAUCAAUCAAUCAUUUAAUUGAAUUAAGUGUWGAAGAAUUGACUGAAUUUAUGGGAAACUCGAAAAAUGCAGAACUUCUUUACAAAAGUCUUCACACAAAAGUCAUUGAUUUAACCAAUGAUGACAUCAAUAGAUUGAAAAAUGAGAAAAAGUUUAAAAGAUUUGCAAAUAAAAGGCCUAAAAUUUGA
Messenger RNA from Oppia nitens, 2675 nucleotides. RefSeq names its product DNA repair endonuclease XPF-like (gene mei-9). Gene Ontology annotation, molecular function: single-stranded DNA binding; single-stranded DNA endonuclease activity; damaged DNA binding. The record is from RefSeq and is a predicted model, not a curated record. Gene Ontology annotation, biological process: resolution of meiotic recombination intermediates; nucleotide-excision repair involved in interstrand cross-link repair; double-strand break repair via homologous recombination. Gene Ontology annotation, cellular component: nucleotide-excision repair factor 1 complex. Lineage: Eukaryota; Metazoa; Arthropoda; Arachnida; Sarcoptiformes; Oppiidae.